Molecule: messenger RNA, 2159 nt
Organism: Cylas formicarius (sweet potato weevil)
Lineage: Eukaryota; Metazoa; Arthropoda; Insecta; Coleoptera; Brentidae
Product: putative lipid scramblase CLPTM1
Exons: 3
Coding region: 117-1919 (600 amino acids)
Cellular component (GO): membrane; endomembrane system
Source: RefSeq, a predicted model, not a curated record
CCUCUGUCAAAGCAAGAAAUUUAAUUCGUUUCUGUGGUGUGGUGCAAAAAGCUUAAGACAAAAGUUACUGUCACAUGACAACUUGAUUAACAUUAUUUAUUAAAAAGUACCAAACCAUGAGUGAAACUGCUAGAGAAAAUGCACCCGUGGUUCAUAAUCAAGUUCCAAUCGCGCAAGAUGAAACUAAUCAAUCAGUUAGCGGGGAAAACCAAAAUGGUACCAUACAACAACAGAGACAACCUUCCAGGCUCGAAUCAUUUUUAACAGUGGCCAAAUCCCUUGUCAUAAGAAUGGUUAUUAUUUAUUUUAUUACUUCUUUCUUUAGGGCCCCCAAACCACCUGUCACAAACUUAACUGACAGUCCUGCACCAGUAACGCAGGCAAAAAACAUUUUUAGAGAUGGUAUGCCAUUAAGUUUACACAUUUUUCUAUCUGAAUCUGAAAGAUUAAGUAACUAUUCACACCAUAACUUGUUUUGGUACAAAGAUAUUGUAUAUAGUGACUGGACUGGGGGUGCAAAUAAGGAUGGAAUUUUUGAAAUUGAAAAAGACGUCCUAAUUACUGACACUUUGAGGAACAAUGGAUCUCUUUAUUUGCAUGCAUUUGUUACUAAAAGGGGUUUAAGUCCAGAUCCAAAAGCUAAAAAUUACAACUACAAUGAAAUGAGCGGCGCUGUGAAACAGCUUAAUAGAUUUAAAAAGAUCAAAUCAAGCAAAACAAAGAACCUCCUCACAGGUGAGACAGAAAAUGCAGAAAUUGAUAGUGACAAGAUUGUAUCCCAUUUUCAUUCAAAUUUCACCAUUAAUCUAGUUUGCGAUCAAUCUCUAUGGAAUUAUGGUCAAGUGCCUGCACCUUUGGAUCAGUAUAUAAAAUUUACUGAUGACUUUGCUUAUUAUAAACCAAUUUUGUACCCAAAUGAUUUCUGGAAUAUGGCACGCGACUACAAACCACUUAAUGAUACUCUGAGGUUGAGGUUGACUUAUCAACCAUUGAGUUUGCUUAAAUGGCAACUAUAUGCAGCUCAAGCCAUGCGGAAUACCAUGUUUAAUAUUUGGGGAGAGGCUGAACCUCAGCAGACUGACGAAGAACAAGACACUAUAAAGGAAACUCUUAUGGAUACAAAUCCUUACCUACUCGGAAUUACUUUGGUUAUUUCUUUAUUUCAUUCAGUCUUUGAACUAUUGGCUUUUAAAAAUGAUAUCCAGUUUUGGAAUAACAGAAACUCUCUUGAAGGGUUGUCUGUUAGAUCAGUAUUUUUCAGUGUUUUCCAAAGUCUCAUUGUGUUACUCUAUGUUUUGGAUAAUGAGACCAACAUGCUUAUAAGGAUAUCCUGUUUUGUUGGUCUUUGCAUAGAAUUGUGGAAAAUAUGGAAAGUGGUAGACAUAAAAUUUGAAAAUGGAAGAAUCACAUUCCAUGAUAAAGGUUCUUAUGUUGAAUCGAGUACUAAACAAUAUGAUGAAUUAGCUUUCAAGUACCUGUCUUGGCUAUGUUUUCCUUUACUGGCAGGCUAUAGUGUCUAUGCCCUACUAUACCUUGAGCACAAAGGAUGGUAUUCAUUUGUUUUGGAUUUGCUUUAUGGUUACCUGCUAACUUUUGGAUUUAUAAUGAUGACGCCUCAAUUGUUUAUCAACUACAAACUAAAAUCGGUUGCACAUUUGCCAUGGAGAAUGUUAACUUACAAAUUUCUUAAUACUUUUAUCGACGAUAUGUUCGCGUUUGUUAUAAAAAUGCCUACAAUGUACAGAAUAGGUUGUUUCCGAGAUGACAUAGUGUUUCUGGUGUUUCUCUAUCAGCGUUGGAUUUAUCCUGUAGAUAAAAGCAGAAAAAAUGAGUUUGGCUACUCAGCUGAUCAAGAGGAACAACAAUCUACUGGAAGUGAUCGUCAAGUUGUACCAAAGGAAACCAAAAAGGAGCAAUGAGCUUUAUUAUUUAUUUUAUAUUGAUAUUGCCUUCCUUUGAAAACGUAUUAUUUGUGAUACCGACAUAUAUGCAUGUUAUAUAUAUGCCAAAAUCAAACGAGAGGCGUAAAUAAAAUUAAGUUGUAGGGAAUAUUUGUUGUAAAAAAUCAUAAUUAAACGCAGUUUGUGAGGUUAGAUCCGAAAUGUACCUUAUUUUAAUAUUUGUGCGAGUUUGUACUGAUUAUAUUAAUAAAACUGCGU